Molecule: messenger RNA, 1240 nt
Organism: Cheilinus undulatus (humphead wrasse)
Lineage: Eukaryota; Metazoa; Chordata; Actinopteri; Labriformes; Labridae
Product: syncoilin-like
Exons: 5
Coding region: 99-1193 (364 amino acids)
Cellular component (GO): intermediate filament
Source: RefSeq, a predicted model, not a curated record
CACAAAGUGUGCCUCUGUUUUCCUAGUGACAGACCUGCUGCAGAGCUGUCCUUAUGCUUAAAGGCAAGCUGUCUGGACUGUCAGAGUAAACACAGGCCAUGGACAAUCAAACCUCUACAGAGAAUGAGAAAGGCGUGGCAGCCACUAAGGACCCACACACGGAGCACGUAUCUGUUGAGGAUGCCAACAGCAGCCACUCUGACUCUGACACAGAAAUAAAUGAGAGUAAGCCAGAUCCCAUCAUCCAGACAGACCAGGCAGUGAUGGACGACCUGGGGCGGAUUUUUGAGCACUGCAUCCAGCAGGUGUCUCAUCUGGAGACACAGAGGAACGAGCUGAUCCAGGAGCUCCUCCGCCUGCAGGAGCCCAUGCUGCGGGUGGUGGAGCACCUGAGGGGGAAGCUGGAGGAGACACGGCGCCUGCUCACCCUGGCUCAGCUGGAUUACAUCGCCGUUUAUGAGGAGGUGCAGCAGGUGAAAAAGAAACUGUUCGCCACAGCCAGAGACUGCAUCCAGAGCCAGGUGACGCUGGCUGCACACGAGUAUGAGGUGGCUCAGUCUGCAGUCACACAGGAGGAACUUCAUGCCCACAUCCAGAAUCUAACCCAGGAGCUGUCCCAGCUCCAGCAGUCCUACCAGAACCAGCUGAACUCCCUGAAGGACCAGUCGACCCGCGCCUUCAGGCCCCGAGCCAUGAGCGACGUCAGCCAGUGCCGACAGGCUUCUGUCCGGCUGCAGCGGCGGCUCAGCGGCAGCAUCAAGGCGCUGGAGGGCUGGUACGAGCCGAGGAUGAUGGCCCUGCUGAGGAGGAGGCAGAUCGGUGAAGACGCUUUGAGAAAGAGCAGGGAGCAGGCGGUGGACCUGAGGGCCAGACUGGGGCCCUUAAAAGAGGACUUACAGAAACUGGAGGUGCAGAGAGUGUGUCUAGAGCAGAGGAUCAGCCUGAUGGAGAGGGAGAGGGAGGAGAACAACAAACAUCACAGGGAGACUAUAGAGAAUUUAAAAGAAACUCUGAGAGGACUGCAAGUAGAGUUUGAGGUUCAAAGAAAAUCAAAAGAAGAUUUGGAGGGUCUUAGAGACGACCUCUUAACAGAGCUGACGUUUCUGAGCGGUGAAGAAGUGAGUGGAAACACUGCAGAGGAGGGUCCAUUACUUCCAACAGAUGCUCUUCAAAAGACUGAACCACGGCACUGAAGUUCCAUUUGUUCUCAGAAAUUGAUAAGAUGUUGACCUGUAAUAGC